Messenger RNA from Acaromyces ingoldii, 1550 nucleotides. Its product is annotated as NAD(P)-binding protein. The transcript is spliced from 3 exons. Gene Ontology annotation, molecular function: nucleotide binding. The record is from RefSeq and is a predicted model, not a curated record. Lineage: Eukaryota; Fungi; Basidiomycota; Exobasidiomycetes; Exobasidiales; Cryptobasidiaceae. The coding region runs from base 296 to 1420 and encodes 374 amino acids.
CUCUUAUCCCAACAGCCAUGAUCGAGAAACUUCAACUCCGAUGCAUUGGGUACGCAAACAAUGGUCCUCCUGGGAUGUUUUUCACAAUUUCAGUCGACGACGUGCGUCUGUAGCUGAAGCGAGUCCCCUUCACCGAGCUCCGAAAGCCUUCGGCGUUUCCUGAGCGGAGGAACACACGCGUCAUUUUGUGGAGCGAGCAGAAGGUGGGGAUAAAAGUGCUAAGCCCAACUUCUUCUCGGACCUUGCGCCCCCCACUCCAAUCCUUCCCCUCCACGACACGAAAGCAGAAGUCAUCAUGGCAGCACCCUAUACGGCAAAGUGGGGCAUCAUGGCCACGGGCGGCAUCGCCGAAAAGUUCGUGGGCGAUCUGCUGCUUGACCCAGCGGGGCGCGAUGUCAAUGACGUCCGACACGACGUCGUGGCCGUUGCCUCGUCGACGAACGCCGACCGUGCCUCGGCAUUUAUCAAGAAGCUCGGCUGCAAGGCCGACACAAAGGCCUAUGGCUCGUACGAAGAGCUGGUCAAGGAUGCCAAUGUCGACAUCAUCUACGUUGCCUCGCCGCACAGCGAGCACUAUGCCAACACGCUCCUGGCCCUCGAGCACGGCAAGGCCGUCUGCUGCGAGAAGCCAUUCACGAUCAACGCGGCCCAAACCAAGCACCUCGCCAAGGUGGCGCGCGAGAAAAACGUCUUUCUGAUGGAGGCCGUCUGGAUCCGCUUCUUCCCCCUCGUCAUUGCGCUCAAGAAGCUGCUCCACCAGGAUCGGAUCCUGGGCAAGAUCCACCGGGUGCACGCCGACUUUGCGAUGCACUUUGACGAGGACCCAAAGCACCGCCUCUUCAAUCCAGAUCUGGGCGGCGGCGCCUUGCUCGACUUGGGCAUCUACCCGCUGACGUGGAUCAUGGUUCUCCUGUUCGAGGACCCCGACAACCAGGGCACGGUGCCCACCUUCACGUCGCAGAUGCUCAAGACGCCCCUCACCGGUGUCGACGCGCACACCACGGCGGCCUUUGCCUUUGAGAAGACGCGGGCGAUGGGUGUCAUGACGACCAGCCUCGAGGUGGAGAGCCACACGGACCGAGUGGUGCUGAUCCAGGGCGAAAAGGGCACAAUCACCGUCCCAUGGGCGCCUUUCCGACCUACUUCUUUCAGCAUCCACCUCAAAGACAAGUCGAAGCAGAGUGCGCCCCUGGCACAGGAGGAGUAUCACGCGCCCGACCGCAGAGAGUUCAAGAUCCCAGGCCACGGUAUGUUCUGGGAGGCAGAUGCAUGUGCCAGGGCGCUGCGAGAUGGCAAGAUUGAGGCAGAGAGGUGCACGCUCCAGGACUCGACGAUCACCAUGACAAUCAUGGACAAGAUCCGGGCGGAGAACGACUUCAAGUACUCGGACAGGCUCGAGUCGACGAGGUCCGAUGCGUGAGGUGGCCCAGGAUUCGAAACUCAGAGCUGCUCUGUAUAUAUAAAAAAUAGGCCGCCUUCAGCGACUGGCGGGAUCUCGUCUGCUCUUGCUCGUGUGACUGGUGUGCAAUGAUUAUAGCAUUUAGCCCAAG